Messenger RNA from Cavenderia fasciculata, 1431 nucleotides. RefSeq lists its product as uncharacterized. The transcript has 3 exons. The record is from RefSeq and is a predicted model, not a curated record. The coding region runs from base 1 to 1431 and encodes 476 amino acids. NCBI's taxonomy places the organism in Eukaryota, Evosea, Eumycetozoa, Acytosteliales, Cavenderiaceae.
AUGGAACAAAUAAUAAUAAACGAUGAUGGAGCAAAUAAUAAUAAUAAUAAUAACAACAAUAAUCAUAAUGGGGAUUUAGAACUAUCACCAAUUACAACAAACAAUGAAAUAAAAGAAUCAAUAGAAAAGAAAAAAGAAAAGAAACAAGUUGUUGCUAAAUGGGAGACAGAGUUUUCAAUAACAUCAAUCAAGAAUGUAUUGAGAGAAAAGUCAUUGUACAAGGAUGUUGGCAUGGUACAAUUAUUCUCUUUUAUAGAGAUGAUUCUAAUCUCUUUGUUUGGUAUUGCUGCAUCGAUUGCAAUAUCAUAUAUACCAUUCACCAAUACCGAUACACAACAAUUGAUUAAAGAUCCAUCACUCUAUUAUAACCCAUUUCCAGCGGCAUCUAUAUUCUUUUUGGCAGUUUCAACUGUGGUAAUACUUAUUGGAUAUGGUUUUUUUACACUACUUUAUGGAUUCAAUGUAACCAGAUCACUCCUUUAUAUAACUGUCAUCCCAGGGUUACUAUUAUCAUCUUGGUUCUUUAUAUUUGUUGCAUUUGAUGUUUAUCCUUGGUAUUAUGGUCUUAAACUACAAAGAAUAUUUUCAAUACCAUUAGCAGUACAUAUAGUUAUAAUAGCAUUAUAUUCAUUUGUUAUAUUUCCAUAUUAUCGAUUACUAGAUUCUGCCAUUACAAGAUCGGUGAUUAGAUUGGUGGUACAUCCAGUAUUAUCGCUGGUCAAUCUAUUUGUUACAAAGUUUUUUUGUAAGCAAUAUGUAAAUGCCAAGUAUCCACAUUUGGCAGCUGGUAUCACAUUUGGUGUUGUAUUGGAGGGAUCUCUAUUUGGUCGUUUCUUAAUUGCAACGGCUGGUUCAGAGGCUGCCACUCUUUCAACAUCUGUUAUUACUGGAUUGACAGAAAUUGCUCUUCGUGUAACUGCCAAUCUACAAUAUGAUGUCAUUCGAUAUUUAGCAGCCAAAUUUAUCAAAUUAGAACUGGCACCAGAAGAUGAAACAGAAAAAAAGUUCAAUGCUCAAUGUGUCAUCAAUGCAAUGAUUGUUGAAAAGGCAUCGAUCGUGACUAUCCCUUUCUUUUUCCAUUUCUUUUGGAAACAUAGAACUGUAUUUAAUUUUUCUUUUACUGAAACUCCUCCAAAUUUAAAUCUUUUGAUAGAAUCAGCAGCAAUACAAUUAGCAAUUGAUGUUGUAGUAGAUGUAGUUUGUUUAAUUGGUGAAAUGGCACAAAAGAUGCCGAUUGCUAAAGUUUACAGAGAGAACAGAGUCAUGUAUAUUAUUUGGGAGAUUUUAAAUUAUAUACAAAUGUGUAUUUUAAUUAUCUAUGUCCUCAAAACACUUCCUUCAAAAUUAUAUUGUGAUACUCCCAAUCCAUGUGAUUGUAGAGUUCUCUUUGUAAAGGAAUUAUUUAGUUUUUGUCCAACUACUAUAGAUUAA